GAGUUCCAGGUCGAGCGCAUGCCCCUCGGAGAGGUGACAGCCCACGUCGGCAACGUGGCCUUGAGAAUGACAGAGAUGUUAGACUUCGCAGAGUACGCCGUCGACCAGGAGGUUGAGGGCUCGAUGAUUCCAGAGCUUUUGAGGCCGCACUCUAUACUGAAUGGCGGGGCUACGAUUGCUGCGAAACGGCUCAACGUUCGCAAAGAUAAGUUGUCCAUCACGUCUGUGUUGUUGGCAGCGUCUAGUUUCAUACUGUGGCUUGCUUGGAUGCGAUUCUCACUUCAGCGUUUGCUCAGCGAGGUCAAGCAACAUGGUGGACGAUCCGUCUCAUUAUUCUAUCGGUAUCGGUACGACGAGUCGCCUUUCAAAGUAGUUGUUGUGGAUUCGCCUGAGUUGUCGAACGAAUUCCUCGUGGAUGCGGUCGGGCGUGGCGACGACGUCCCUUCUCUGAUUGAUGCUGUACCUGUAAGGGACGCUGCCCCUUCGAAGCUGCUCUGCAUAGAGAUUACCAUCGGGGCGCACGUAGAGAUUGGCGGCAACCAUCGACUGGUCACGUGGACGCCCCCCAUGCCGUAUCUGUCGUUGCCUGGUACGACGUCGACGUGUUAUUUCAAUGCAUCUUCUAUGUUGCAUGAGGCCCUUGGCUUGAAGUCCUUCGAAGAAGAGUUCGAGUCCGUGCAGAGGGUCAGCUGUACCGAUGGCGAUGGGGCAUGUGCUCGGGCAGAGCGGGCGUGGAGCAUAGAUAGCGUGACGGAUGCCCUCCACCAAGUUGAUCGGAUCCACCGCAUUAUGAAAUAUCGCGAGUCGGUAGUCGAGUUGUCGGGGUUGGAGAAGAAGGUAAAGCAUUGUGCACUCAGUAUGAGAUUUGGGAACUUCAUGGCGAAUUUCCGCCAUUGUGUCCGCGUUGUGUCGCUGCGUGCUGUGAGGAUAUGUAGAGAUCGGCCAGUCCCGUACAGUGGGCGCUUGAAGCUCGCCAAGGCCUUGGACGUGUUGCUACCAAAACGUAUGGCUGGCAACGUUCAGCGCCGAUGGGUCAUCGAAUCAAUGGGGUUGGUUUGGCAGGACGGCACAACGCAUCUACACGUAUACGUUCCAGCUGGUGGCCCAAGUGAUACAGAUAUCAAACUACGCCUGAUCAGGGAGUUCACGCACGCGUUGGUGCAUUCUGGCCCCCAGAGCUUUCCUGGCCGAAAUUUCGUCAAGGCUGAGCAGACCCCGAACUGGAUCGCUCUCUUGGAGGUCUUCGGCGUGUUCACCAGGGCUUACCCGAUGUGGGCAGACAUGGUUGGGGGUAAGAAGCAUGUGCCGUCUGUCCGUGAUCCUUUGCCUGCACUUCUACGUGGUCUUGAACCCGAUUUGGCUGCCAUCGCGGAUGCCCCUGCCGCCGACGACGAUGCCCACGUGGCCGAUGGCGUCGCAGAUGAUGAACCCAGUAGGCAGGAACUCAACGUAGAACGGGUGAGGGCCAAGGACGAGCAGCAGGCGAAGAAGCUCGAACAGGCCAUGUACCGAGCAAAUACGCUGAAGUGGAUCAGAAGUAGUUGUGUUUACUUUGACAUGUUCAAUCUCAGCGUGGGCCUGUUGCCGCACAUAGAGCUCAUGGCGAAACACAUGUACAUCUGCGGCAAGGAUUGGGACGUGAAGCAAGCUUCGGACGAAGUCGCAGCCGUCAAAGCUGCAUUGCAGCCAGGGGGCGGUGCUGCUUGCCGACCUGAUGGCACUCUUGUUCGGACCUUCCGUUCGCUGGAGCCGUUCCAGGGCCGCGCUGAGCAGGCCGUGCUCGAGCAGAGUCGGCGUUUGAUGGGCGACGCGGCCACGUGGGACGUGCUGCCGUUCCGCGCCAGGUGCCUCGCGUCGCUCAUCAAGGACGACACCUUGGACAGGGAGCACGCCCACCAGCGGUUUCGGAGGUACGCGUGCGUGCGGAGCGUCCAGACGAGGCCCAUUGAGUUAUCGAAGGGGAACGCGUACUGGGUGGGCUUGCAGCAGGCGGACCAGGAGAGGCGCGAACGUCGGGAGCAGCUUCGACGCAAGCUCAGCGCCUGGAAUGCGUUCUUCGUCGAGGCCUCCGCUCGGGACAGGGCGCAGGGACGUCGCAGGACUGUGCAGGAGCUCUCUCAGGAGUACGCUGGUUUGAGCGAGGAGGCCAGAACUCGUCUCAAUGAGAUUGCGGAGAGGGCGAAUGUUGCCGUCGAUGCUGGGGCUGAGAGGCCAUUGGUUCAUCUCGGUUACCUGGCGGCGGCGCGCGCCGUCGGCCCCGUUGGCGUCGGAGGUGAGGGUCAGGCGCAUCAGCUUGCCGUGCUUUCUGCAGAUUGGGGCAGGAUCGAGGUUUGGAGGCAGUCAGCUCGGCGAGAGAUGGCUGCCGCGUCUCAGCGAGCAUGCGAGGACGCAGCAGCUCGCCGCGACCACCAUGUCGUCGGGCACGGCAGGGAGCAGCUCGCGAGACUUGCCGAUCAACUCCCCGCUUGGGCGUCUGCUGCCCAAGGCAACGUGAUGCCAGAGCCUUCUCUUUCACACAGCUUCGCGCACUAUCACGCUGCUUUCGAUGCACGGCCCUUGGCAUCAAAACUGGCAUCGGUGCGGACCAAGGGUAGAGCCGCUAGGCCAGUCGCUCACCUGAAGGGGGACAUCCUGAAGUGCUGGGCCCACUUGAACCGCACAAUCCUGGAUCCCAAGGUCGAGAAGGUCACUGAGGCAGAGCCCCCGAAGCCUGUGGACACUGUGUGCUUCCGCGCCAAUGAUUGCAUGUGUGGUGAGGGCGGGCAGUCACGCAGCCUGAUCAAGUCACGGUUGGAGACAGUUGUUAAGCAAUCGUUCAAACUUCCAGUGCAGAAGCGGCUCCUACAUACUUGCAACGUGUUCGCCAUCUUUGUGGGUGAUCUACCUGAUCGAUCUCCAGAUGCUGCCCCUGGCGCUGCCUCCCGAGUUCACUGCAUGGUAGUCGGCGAUCUCCUCUUGAAGCCAUUCGACAUCUUCUGGGGCGCCAUCGGUGGCCGCAAUGUUGACCUCGCCAGCUUCAUCGCCAGGGACGCUGAUUCGCCGAGCAUGCACGCGGCCGUCGACGUCGCUAUCCCGCUCCAGUACCAAUACGAGGGUUAUUUGUCGUGGGAUGUGGUGAAGCUCCUCGACCUCAGCAUGAAGUGGGAGGUCGCUUUCUUCGAGGCGCACUUCUCGGGCGUGACAGGUGCUUUCCGACCUUGCUGCGCGUCGGCAGUGCAGCGCGGUGACCGACGAUUACAUUUGUUGUGGGACCCGCUGCGGAAACGGAAGAAGCGCCAGCGGCUUCAUUCCGAACUGUCAGAUUGGCUCGCGAUUGCCGAUGCCGACGACGAGCUGUACGGGGAGGGCGCUGCUGGCAAAGCAGACAAGGGCGGUGCGAAGCACGGUGACGAUGACUACGAUGGCGACCUCGGAGCCGACGGCGGAAGUGCAGGUGCUGAGGGCAGCUCUGUUGAAGAUUAUAGCGACCGCGGGGUUCCGGAGUCGAGCUCGUCAUCCAGUUCGUCGUCUCGUUGGGGGUCCAGCAGCUCGAGCUCAGAUGGCAGCGAUGGGCGUGAACCUGAAGGCCCUGGCGGAGACUGCGACGCCCCCGACGUCGACCCAGACGACCCUCCUCAUCGUGACCCACCUGGAUACCGUGCAGAUGGCCAUGGCGGACCCGUCGGCGCAGCGGGCGACUGGGUCAGGAUCGACGUCCCUGGCGGGCACUUGAUGUGGAGCCGCAACCACAGCAAGCUCGACGCUCACUGCGGCGUUCACGGAAAGUCGUGCAAGUGCGACCGCACGUAUCGGAGUGGGCAGAGACCACUUGGUCGCCAGCUUGCGUGGUUGGAGAUGGUGCACGUCGAGGGCGUGGCUGUCGACCAGGACACCCACAGCAGGGAGCUGAAGGACCUCGUCGGCACGAGGGACUACUAUGGCGUUCGCCAGUGGUGCCGAUCGAAGUUCGAGGAGUUCGCCGACGGCAACCCCAUUGCCAAGGCGUUGGUGGAGCACGAGUCCCCAGAGGGCCCAGGGCAGGAGCCCCAG
Prorocentrum cordatum is the source of this 4029-nucleotide messenger RNA. The record is from the annotation of a GenBank genome assembly. Lineage: Eukaryota; Dinophyceae; Prorocentrales; Prorocentraceae.